Molecule: messenger RNA, 3225 nt
Organism: Spinacia oleracea (spinach)
Lineage: Eukaryota; Viridiplantae; Streptophyta; Magnoliopsida; Caryophyllales; Amaranthaceae
Exons: 6
Coding region: 2623-3225 (200 amino acids)
Source: RefSeq, a predicted model, not a curated record
GCUCCAGCACACGCCAGCGCAGGGCGCUGGUCCAGCGCAGUGCGCUGCUGACGUGGCUUGAAUGUCGCCAAAGCAAGGACGCGGGCUCCGUCAUUGUUUCGUCUUGUAGUGUUGUACCUGUUGUACGAAUAGUACUAGGUUUGGAGUUUUGUAUUUGUUUGGAGGUUAAGGCAUCAUUUAGCGUCUAAAAACAAGCCUUUCUCGGGUUUUGAAUUCCGGUUUUACGGGACGGGGCCCGGCAUGCUCGGUUUUGUGGGUCGGUGCCCGAAUUUGAUUUGCCUUAUAUGAUUUUGAGUGGAAAAGGCCUAGUAAAACCAAUGGGAUGGUCUACUAGAUGGGAUUGUACUUGGAUUUUGAAAUUGGAUUUGGAAAGUUGUAUUUUGUACCGAGAAUCCGAAAGGGGAACGGUCUCGGGGGUUGGAUUUUGGAUCUUGAAUUUUGGAAGUAUUCUUAGCAAUUGGGAUUUCCGCCUGGAGUUAUUCCAAUCACCUAGCAAGGAUAAUGGUAUCGUCAUCAUCCCAAAGGGGAGACACAAAUUAGGUGUCUACAGAAGCCCACACUUUGACUGAGCGUUCGGUUAGGAAAGCGCAAGUCAAAGUAUUUCGAAAGGGACGGAGAAUGAUCAAGAUGUUCUGAAAUCGAGACCACUCUUUGUACGCCGGUACCUGCAUAAAACAGGCAUUAGAAAAAAGGAUAGAGUCUACCUCGGUGCGGUUGGUGAUGACUCCGGUUUGUACAUGUAUUUUUCCGCCUUCAGUUCAGGACGGAGCUUGGCAUCGAAAAUUUUAAAUCUUGAAUUUUUUGAAUCUUGAAUUUUUGAAUACCCGGAGUUAAUCCGUUGGGGAUGUGCUUUGCUGGGGAUAAGAGCUUUUUACUGGCCCUUAAAAUUUUGAAAUUUCGACCGACUUUCCCGGAGCUUGGGUCCGUUGGGAGUUGAACGCCAGAGUCGUUGUAUUUUUUGGACUUUGUAUUCUUGAAAUAUACAUCUGUUUGUACUUGGAGAUACAGGUGUGUAUACCCGUAUUUUUGAUGGAUGGCCUGAUGCGAUGUUUGAUGCUUGGCGCAGAAGACCGUAGCAGCAAAGGACGUGCAGUCAGCACGAGAGACCGCGCGCUGAAGAUUCGCGCAUGCAGUGGGCAGCGCUGGGCGCUGGGGCGGCGUAUGGCGCUGGGCUGCACUAUAUAAGUGCCCCUUGCCGUGCUAUUUUGAGGAGAAACAUCUUGCUUCCUUGCUCUCUUUCUCUCUCAAAGGUCGAAUUGUCUUCCCUUGGUCUUGUUCUUGCCUUAUGCAUGUAAGUAUUUCAUGUUUUGCUUAUGAAAUAACUCUAGGAUUACAUGUAGUUUUUAUUUUCUCGUACUUUGAAAUGAUGCUUGUAUGCUUAAGCUUCUUGAAUCUUGUAGAAGACUGUUUGAUAGCCAUUUGAACUUGAACUGUUGGAACUUGUAGCUUUGAAUUUUUUGAAAGUUUUCUUGAAUGUAUAUUUUUGUAUCGGCUUCGGCAUGGAUAACCUAGGCGUUGAUGUGGAACUUGUAUACCUGCUUUGGCAUGGAUAGCCUAGGCGUUGGUGUUUGAACUUGUAUACCUGCUUUGGCGUGGGUAGCCUAGGCGUUGGUGUUGAAAUUGUAUACCUGCUUUGGCGUGGGUAGCUUAGGCGUUGGUGUUUGAACUUGUACCUUGAACUAGAGGUCCACUGGGGAUUUGUCUUGAAUUUUUUUGACUUUUUUUAGGCUAGUAUAGGAUAGCCCCCAGUUUAGAAUUUUGACACCUUGUACUCCACUUGAUUUAGUAUGCCUCGUCACACUCAACGGAAGCUCGCCGAAUCGUCGGUAGUUCGAGCUGCUGAGGAGGAUGCUUCGGAUGAUGAAGCGGCUGCAAUAAACGCGCCCAACAGGGGUAUGGUUCCCCGGGAUGCGCCUACUUUUAGUGGUACUGGUUGGAGCCCUUCCGACCUGGUGUUUCGGCCAGUGUGGCACUUGUCUCAGCGACCUCGCGCUAGCAUGGCCGAUGGAAAGCCGUUACGUACUUUCCCGUCAGAGGGAUUUUAAAGCUCUUUGUGCUGAUGAGGAGGCCAUGGAGAUUUGGUCGCAGACGGACCUGACCGACUUCUGGCGUACCAUGGGAGGCACUUCGAGGAGAACGAGGAUCAAGCCCCGACUGUGGGCUUUGUUGGAGCGGUGGUGGGAUACCACCAACACUUUCCACAUGGCAUGGGGGGAGAUCACCAUUACCCCCUUUGAGUUUUCUAUGAUCACGGGUCUUCCUUUUUCUGAGAGGAACAUGACCUUUGAUCCGAAGCUGACGUGGCGCUCUGCCGCUGCCAGGGACUUGCUUGGCCCUGUUGUUUACUUGUCAGAUGACGAUGCCCAUGCUUCUGUGACGGUGAUCGUGGAGGCUAUCUGCGGUGUGGGUGUAUCCGCGGAGCAGAGGGUUAGGCUCUUCCUCCUAGCCUUGGUGAGUAGAGUGAUGGUCCCGAGUAGAAACAGUGGGGUGCACAUCCGGUUCCUGUCUGUUCUGAAGGAUUUGAGAGCUAUUUCGAGCUAUAACUGAGGUGUCUUGUCAUAUAGCCACCUUUUGUAUGAGAUAAAGCGGGCUUCCCGGACUGCAGUGGGGAGUGACCCGAGCAUGGCUGCUCUGUGGAGUGUGCUGGAGAUUUGGAUAUAUGAGCACUUUCCGACUCUGGCGCCGGAUCGUACUAGAGAUGCGGCUUACCCGUAUGCUGCCUCUUGGAUAGGAGCGGUGCGCAGGAGUGUGCCUCUGGCGGCCUCUCGCAAAGCUUGGAGAGUCCUACCUGCUGACGAGGUGGUAUGGCAUCCUUUUGCCAACGCGCUUAUACAUGCCUCGGCUGCUCGUGCCCAUUUCCUGUCUGGGUGGUGGGUUUUUCUUCCAGGUGGGUACCGUCAUAUGUGGUACCUAGGGGAGAGAGUGUCCCCUCAGCACAAUUCGGGGGAGAGACUUAUCCCCAAGGACCCACCGGGGUCCAUGCUGGCGUUGGAUGAAGAGCUGGUUCGGCUCUAUGUGGAGGCUAGGGGCGAUGUUGUUUGCCGCUCUUGGAGGGAUUUUGUACACAGGAAGGGGAGCUAUGACGACUUCCUGAGGAGGCUGGGUCCACCAUUACGCUUCGUACUGCCGGUUUCUUUCCCUUCCAUUUGUCAGUUUGUGGAAUUGGGGCUGCGGGUGCUUUCAUCAGACAAGUUCCAGAGAUAUAGGGAAUACCACUGGGUAUAG